Messenger RNA from Soboliphyme baturini, 369 nucleotides. The record is from the annotation of a GenBank genome assembly. Lineage: Eukaryota; Metazoa; Nematoda; Enoplea; Dioctophymatida; Soboliphymatidae.
AUGUUGCACUACGAUGAAUGGUUUUCAGUGAAAAACAAAAUCUAUGGCGGAGUCAAGCAAGGGCAACUCAUCUCACCGCUACGGUUCAAUCUAAUCCUGGACGAGCUCAUCGGUGACAUUGCCAAAUAUAAUGGAUUCGUACUGGAAAAUGGACAAGACGUAACUAUCCUGACACUUGCUGACGACCUCCUCUUGGUCUCGGUAUCAAAACUGUGGAUGAAGAAGCAACGAGAGACUUCCUACGGCAACACAGUCUCGAUAAAUGCCCAGAUGUUAAGAGCACUGCGACUCUAUUGUCCGCAGAAAGAAAAACACCUGUCCAGAAACACCAGAAAACGAAACGAAGAAGGUCCGGCUCCUGGCUUCUGA